AUGGAGUACAAAAAGUUAGGAAAUUCGGGAUUAUACAUUGCUCCAAUUCUUGUAGGAUGUAUGAGUUAUGGGAAAAAGUCAUGGGCUGAUUGGGUGAUGGAAGAUGAAGAUCAAAUUAUGGAAAUACUAAAGAAAUGCUACGAUCUGGGAUUGAGAACUUUUGAUACGGCCAAUGUAUAUUCCUUUGGAUAUUCCGAAGUUUUAUUGGGUAAGUUCAUUAAGAAGUUCGACAUUCCCAGAGAAAACAUUGUGAUUUUAUCAAAGGUCUACUUCAAUGUUGAAGCUACUAUUUCUGAUAGAGCACAAGCUAAAGUAGUCUGGCCCUUCAAGAAUAGAGAAGGUCUUUCGAGAAAGCAUAUUUUGGAUGCCAUCAACAAAUCAGUGGAAAGAUUGGGUACCUAUGUUGAUGUUUACCAAAUCCAUAGAUUGGAUGAGGGAACCCCCAAGGAGGAGAUCAUGAGAGCGUUGAAUGAUGUGGUGAACCAAGGGUUAGCAAGAUAUAUAGGAGCUUCAUCUAUGAGAGCCGUAGACUUUGCUCAAUUGCAAGCAAUUGCUGAUAAGAAUGGCUGGCACAAGUUUAUUUCGAUGCAAAACCACUAUAACUUGUUGUACCGUGAAGAAGAAAGGGAAAUGAUUCCAUUCUGUAAAGACAAUAUUUUUGGUGAAGUAGGACUUAUUCCUUGGUCUCCGAUUGCUAGAGGUAAAUUGGCUAGACCUUUAGGAACUGUUUCUGCCAGAGAAAAAAGUGAUAUUGGGUUUAAGAGUAAGUACUUGAAAGAUGUCCAAGAAGAUAGUGAAGUUAUUAUAAAUAGGGUCGAAGAGUUAUCUAAGAAACAUGGUGUUAGUAUGGCUUCCAUUGCAACUGCUUGGACCAUUGCCAAAGGGUGUGCUCCAAUCGUUGGAUUGAGUUCUGUCGAUAGGGUUGAUGAUAUUUUAGUCUCGCUAACUGUGAAGUUAUCAGAAGACGAUAUAAAGUAUUUGGAAGAACCUUAUACACCCAGACCAGUUGACUAUUGA
Messenger RNA from Lizanozyma spartinae, 1017 nucleotides. RefSeq names its product aldo/keto reductase. The transcript has a single exon. The record is from RefSeq and is a predicted model, not a curated record. The coding region runs from base 1 to 1017 and encodes 338 amino acids. NCBI's taxonomy places the organism in Eukaryota, Fungi, Ascomycota, Pichiomycetes, Serinales, Debaryomycetaceae.